This is a messenger RNA of Pristis pectinata (smalltooth sawfish), 2965 nucleotides long. It is a transcript of the gene akap10, whose product is annotated as A kinase (PRKA) anchor protein 10. Gene Ontology annotation, molecular function: protein kinase A binding. Lineage: Eukaryota; Metazoa; Chordata; Chondrichthyes; Rhinopristiformes; Pristidae. The transcript has 15 exons. Gene Ontology annotation, cellular component: plasma membrane. Bases 315 to 2258 code for a protein of 647 amino acids. Gene Ontology annotation, biological process: intracellular protein localization. The record is from RefSeq and is a predicted model, not a curated record.
GUGGGAAUUCAACUAACCGGGAUCCAGGGUCCCUCGUCCCAUUGGCCUCCCGUUGCCGAGAGCGAGAAUCUACCCAUGACGCUGCGCGGUCGGCUCCUUUCGGCGUUAUUUGGUCACCUUCGGCUCUGUUCGGUCCUAAUCGGUCACCUUCGGCUCUCCUCGGAGGAUGGCCGCGGACAGGGACUAUGAGGAGGAGGAAGUGUUGGUUUGACAGCUCCCUCUUUCCUUCUCGAAUAAUGAAUGAAGCGAGCUUCGAGCCACCGGCAGCUAUGCACUGAAAGACCGGCGGCCCGGUUUCCUGCACCGUCCCGAACAUGUCAUUUUUUAGGCGAAAAGGUAAAGCCAAAGGGGGGAGAGAGAAAAUAACAGAGGCACAAAUCACUAAAGUCCCAGCUCCCACUCCAGUUGCAACCCCCUCCCCAAGCAGGAACCAUGCACUUUUGGAAGCUGCAGGACCAAGCAAUGUGGCGAUCAAUGCCAUCUCUGCCAACAUGGACUCAUUUGCACGUGGCAGAACUGCAGUUCUCAAGCAACAACCAAUUCAUAUGGAAGCUGCUCAUUUUGGAGACUUGGGUCACUCUUCCCUGAACUACAGAACUGAAGAGACUAACUCCAGACUUUCAAAGACCCUUGAACAAGUCUUGCAGGACAGCAUUGCCCUUCCAUAUAUCAUCCAGUAUAUGGAGAUGCAAGGAGUUGGACAUAUAGUUAAAUUCUGGUUGGAAGCAGAAAGUUUCCGUUCUACAAGCUGGUCUCGCAUCAGAGCCCACAGUCUCAAUGUAGUAAAACAUAGUUCUUUAGCAGAGCCUCCCUCUCCUUCAAGCAGACGUCAUAAUGUUGAUGGACCAGUAUUGCUUGACUCCAGCACUUCACUUCACCUGGAGGCAAAGGGUGAUCUGGUUUCUCAGAGUGGAAAACUUGGUGUCGCCAGUCCCGUCAGUCUGGACUGUGUAGAUAGAACUAAAGCAUCUCCAAAUCGCUCAUUAAAACAGGGUGGCAAUGAUCUGAAUCUAUUACACGUUGGGACAUCAAGAACAAUAACCAAUCGGGCAGAGGAUGCAAGUGAAGAAUCGAUCAAAUCUACAUCCAUGGAACAUCCACAUUCAACAGGGCUUAAAGGACUUUCAGACAGACUGAUGAAGAGUAUAGAACGUGAUGCAGUUAAAAUAUUUACUAAAUACAUUUCACCAGAUGCUUCCAGACCAAUUCCAAUUGUAGAAGCAAUGAGAAAUGACAUAGUUGCUAAGAUAUGUGGAGAAGAUGGACAAGUAGAUCCCAACUGUUUUGUUUCUGCACAAGCUGCAAUGUACAUUAUGAUGGAAAAAGAGCACUUUACAGAGUUUUUACGGAGUCACCAUUUUUGUAAAUAUCAAAUUGAAGUGUUGACUAGUGGCACUGUUUACCUGGCUGAUAUUCUUUUCAAUGAGUCAGCAUUGUUCUAUUUCUCAGAGUACAUGGAGAAAGAAGAAGCUAUAAAUAUCCUGCAGUUUUGGUUAGCUGCAGACAACUUCCAGGCUCACCUCGCUGCUAAAAACGGGCAGUACGAUGGUCAAGAAGCACAGAAUGAUGCCAUGAUUUUGUAUGACAAGUACUUUUCUUUGCAAGCUACACACCCUUUAGGAUUUGAUGAUUCUGUCCGAUUAGAAAUAGAGUCAAAUAUCUGCAGAGAAGGAGGACCACUUCCUGACUGCUUCACCACUCCAUUAAGGCAAGCCUGGACAACAAUGGAAAAAGUUUACUUACCUGGUUUCCUGUCUAGUAAUUUGUACUACAAAUACUUGAAUGAUCUCAUCCAUUCAGUGCGAAACAAUGAAUUUACAAAACCCUAUACUUCGUUUCCUGGCCAAGGACCAAAUAGCCCUCAUGAACAUGAGUCAAGUAUGGGCACCGCUGAUGGUAGUGUGCCACAGCAUGGCGUCAGAAAGGCAGCAGUAAAAAUCCUAAAAAACUUUGAUGAAGCAAUAGUAGUUGACGCUGCAAGCUUAGAGCCGGAAUCUUUAUAUCACAGGACUUUUGCAGGGCGUAUGACAUUUGGGAAGAUAAAUGAACUUGGCCAGUUUAUAAGAGAGUCUGAACCAGAGCCAGAUGUGAAAAAAUCAAAAGGUUCCAUGUUUUCACAGGCCAUGAAGAAAUGGGUACAGGGGAGCACUGAUGAGGCCCAGGAAGAGAUGGCAUGGAAGAUUGCCAAGAUGAUUGUCAAUGAUGUCAUACAACAAGCACAAAGUGAGCCACUCAUUGUGAAGUCCACAAAGCUAUGACUAGUGAAAGGAGGACCUGGUUCCUGUAUUCUCCUGUUCAAGUGGCUUCACUCCGCAUCCAGCCGAGGACUCCCUUCUGUUAACACAGCCAUGAAGUAACACCAUGAAUUACACAGUCUGAUGUUACUCCAUUAUUUGUAAGAAGACGACUGUGCAUUCCAGGAUCUCCAGCCUCAAGUUGCGCACAUGUUUCAAUGACUUUAGUAGCAGUCAGAGUACUAUGAAGGGUUUUCUUAUGAAGUUUCUGCACUGAAAGGAUCUCAAAGCGCUCUUUAAAUCUGGGUUCUGGGUGUAUGGUUUUAGUACAUUUGAAGUGACUAUUAUAAUAGAGCUUUGCUGUGCUCUAAACACCACUCCAUUGGUUUGUUGCUGUCUGUUUUAUUGUCAGGCCCUUAGAUAAUUUCAGGAUUUUUGUUCAAAAAUGUGACACAGGGUGGAAAAAAAUCUAUAUAUAAUAUGAUUUUUGUAAAAGGUUUGGAAAUCUUGUGUUUCUGUAUAAUAUUUGAUAAGUGGCGACUAGUUCCUCAGAUGCUACCUAAUUGUGUUAAGAUUGAGGAUUAUCACAGAAACAAGCAAAUCAAGGCUGUGUCUAGGUUUUUGGUACUAUGUACCAUUUCUAUGUUUUCAGAUGCAUAAGUAUUCCUGUACUUAAUCUAAAAUCAUACCUAUUUAAUUGUGUUUGAUUUAAAAUACAUAUAUUAUUGAGA